AAUUUCUCGAUGGAUUGGUUUCAAGCAUCGUUUUGCGAUUUGAGUUUUAUCUCGAGAGCACUCUGGAUACUUUCGCAUUGAGCAGACGUUUCCUGGACAAAAUGCCCCAACAAUUCCUAUUUUUCACGUCGCGAAACCGCAAGCAACCAAGAGACCUGCAGGGCGUCUCAGGGAGAGCUUAGGGAGCUCGACAGUCUUGGAUAGUUUCGGACGUAAAGUCAAGGCACCAGCAUGGUUGAAUAAGCACUAUAACAGCCCACGCCGUAUGAGCAAGCACAUUCCCAGAACUUUAAAAGCACAUCCGAAAGUCGAGAAAUUUUCACAAUUGAAUCUGUUUGGUUGUCAAAAACGCAAUGCCCAUAGUCAACAGAGUCGUCAAGCUCGUUGGAGCAGGAAUAGGCGUCGCGCGUGAAUCAUACCUUACACACCAGGAGAACAAGGCUCGCGCGGUUGGCUCGAAUAGUGGCAACACUGCUGAGGCAAGCUCGUCAUCACCACGACAAUCACACCCCGAGGACAUAUCACAUGAGACGCCACCAGCAUAUGUCGAGACUAGCGAAGAACAUGCUCAGCAGCUCAUCGACGCCGGCAAAGCAGAGCCCGUGGACGACAGCGACUCCGACUCGGUAGACGAAUUGGAAGAGCAAUGGCGACUGGACGAGGCAGCUGAGGCGAUUGAUCCUCCAGCAUACGAGGACCAAGAAGCCGGUGAAGAUGGAAGCAAGCUCGUUGCAGAAGUUCUCCGCAUCGCACCAUCACUCUCAACAAGAAGGUUGGCUCUCCCUGUGCCUGUAGUGAUUCCGCAACGUCGGCCGCGAACCAAAUCCAGAGGCUUUGUCCGCGCAUACGCGCCAAUCUUGAACGACUGCGCCAUUGAUGAAAACACCUUUCUCAUGUUCUUGAAGAACUUUCACCUCGCAAGCCAAGCCUCCAAGGGAUUGAUGGUUGUCUUUCUAGCUUCGACCGUUGCAGGCUUCGUGCCGGAGAUGAUCACGCAGAUUGUCUCCACCGCUGUUCAGGUCAGUGCUGGAGCAGCGAUCGAGGUUCAGCGACGGUAUCGCGCGAAUACCUUCCUUGACGAAAUGAACGAAAAGCUGUUCAAGCCACGUGGACUAUUCGCUCUCGUCGUGGCUUACAAGCCCGAUGCUCAAAAGGCAGUCGAACUAGGCGAUUUCGAUCCUGCAGCUAGCAUUGCGAGGUAUCACAAGCCAAGCGGCUCAGCGUGGAAGGACAAAGCUAGCAAGCUGCGCAGCACAAGUGGAACAAACUCCGGCGAACUUGACAUCGGUGACGUAGCCCCACUGGUGUAUCCAUCCAUCGAGGACGCAAGCAAAUGCGAGACAGAGCAGCAGAAGAGCAAGUGGAAAAAUUCGAGAGCUUUAUGGGAGAUUACGGAGACAGACGAGCGCAGGCUAAAUAUCAAAAAGAAAACCCCAACAGCGCUCUGGCCGGCCAGCCUGUUCACUUCAAAUCUCGCUUUGCGGAUCCAAAUCAUCCGGCCAACAGCGGUAGCAUCAUCUCGCUCAUCACGGGCGGUGCGGUGAACCCUCAUGAGGGAAGACAGCAAAGGCGGCAAGCAAGACGGGAACUGCGAGCCCUGCGAAGGGGAAGGCCUGUCAAGCAACGCGGGCAAGGCGGGAUCAUAAGGAAGGCGCUGCAAGAGAACGUAGCUUAUCUUCUUAUCGUGAACAUGCCCAGCGAGCAGGAGCUGGCGGAGGCGAGUGCGAGGGCGUCUGCUGCUGCCCUGAAGCUACACUGAUUUUUGCCGCCGGUUUUCUGCAAUGAUGGUCUACGUUAGAAUUGAAUCAGGAAAUAGAUCUAAAUAUUCGGGCCCGUCAUGACGAAGGCCGGAUGCAUCG
Verruconis gallopava is the source of this 1859-nucleotide messenger RNA. RefSeq lists its product as uncharacterized. The record is from RefSeq and is a predicted model, not a curated record. The transcript is spliced from 2 exons. Bases 354 to 1544 code for a protein of 396 amino acids. Lineage: Eukaryota; Fungi; Ascomycota; Dothideomycetes; Venturiales; Sympoventuriaceae.